AUGCCAGAGAUUGAGUACAGAGAAGAUAAAUCUGCCUCUGAAAAUGCUAAAGCCCUGAAACACGUGUUUAAGUCCAGGAUGAAGUCAAUGAAAGAAGAAAAGUGGAAAAACAAAGCAUUGCAUGGCCAGUAUCCAAAGAUCCUAGAGAAGCCUCAUGUAGACACAGUCACCACCAACAAAUGGUUGUGAAGUAUUUUGAAAGGAGAAACAGAGGGACUACUUGUUGCAGCUCAAGACCAGGCAAUAAACACCAGAAACUACCAGAAAGUAAUAUGUGGCCAGCAAGUGGAGAGCAAAUGCAGAUUGUGUUCGCAACAUGAAGAGACAGUGGACCAUAUGUGACCCUCCACAGGAAUUUGAUGCUAAAGGUGAAAGCACGCGCACGACACGCUUGCACGACACGCUUAGCGUGCCGUAGAUCACGGAUAUGCGCAUAUUAAAUUGAAAAAACAAAGACGGACACACAAGCCUUUGUUUUGGCAAAUUUAACACGCUAGACCUUUUGUUUUUUUGUAGCGUGCCAUAUGUCACGGUAAGUGUGCGAAUUAUAGCACGGUUAGCGUGCAAUUUGGGUAACACACGCUGAAGACGCUUGAUUACUAAAACCGCUAAGAUGAUAAAAAUGGCUUGGGUUUUCAGCGGAUUUAAUAAGCAUUGAUAACUGGUCGAAGUGAAUCAAAUAUACCAAUUGAGACUGUUUUGGAAUUUGAUAGUAACCGUGGCCAUUUGAAAAUCACGACUUAAUGGUGGUCUAGCCUGGAAUUAACGCGAGAUCAGUGUAAACCAAUUCCUCCGGCUGUCGGCUGUUGACCGGAAUCGCAAAGAGGCCUGCUAUCGCAUGCGAGGCACUGAAGUUAUGUCGCCUGAAAAUUAUAGUUAUGCCACCGGAAUAUUUAUUAGCAGUAAUGCACAGAGAAAUGAAGUUGAAUAAAUUAGUUUAAUAUAUUUCUUUAAGCCAUGCUAAGACGAACGAAGGUAAUUAAAUCGGAGAAACAAAAACUGCCUAGAAUUUUCUAUAGGUUGAGGAAGGCUAAACAUUUCUAGAUGACCGUUCCAUGCAUGUACAAUUUUCGAAGGUUAUCUAAUAAAUUCCUUACGAUUUUCUGAAGUUUAUUUUUUUCCAUUUCAUUCCCCAGUUAAGCUAUUUUUCGUAGAGAAUUAAGGAAUCCUAAAAUUUUCGGAACCGAAAUACGAUAAAAUUCUCACUUUCCUAAAACUUUCAAUUGGAAGCUAAAUUUUUCGGGAAAAUAAUGCUGAAGCCCUGGAAAGAACUUUAAUUUUGCAAUGCUAAUAUAGUUCUACCCAUAAAUCCAGUAGGUCACACCGUUCACUGUUUAUACUUUUCAAGUGACAACGUUUUUUCAAUCAGAUACUAUCGCUACGAUCGCUGAGGUAUAACUUUUUCUUUCUCGAUAGUUACUAAAAAAGGGUGCCGUUCAUAAUCAUUUACGGUUCCUUUUUGUAGAGGAAAUUUAUAUAGCUUUUGCGCACACUGAAAGCGUGUUGUGCUUUUUCGCACGGAGCUUUUGUAUGAAAACUUUAACACGCUCUUUUGUUCGACUUGCUCACGCUUAAUUGUCUCAAGUGUAUCCUCUGAAACAAAAGAAAUUGCUAAUGAGGCAAGAUUGCAAGCGUGCUAAAGCAUGUUAAAAUAAAUUCUUUUGUUUUAAAGUGAAAGCGUGUCGUGCGCGUGCUUUCACCUUUAGCAUUAAAAUCCUGUGGAGGGUCACAUAUUGUAUCUGGAUGUGAGGUAUUAGCCAAAACAAAGUACAUCUCCAGGCACAAUAAUGCUGCAGCAUAUCUCCAUCGGAGCAUAUGUAAAGAUCAUGAUAUAGAGAUUACAGACAAAUGGUACGAACACGAACCAGAGACCGUGAUACACAAUAAAGAUAACAACAUCACCAUCAUGUGGGACAUGCCAGUCAAUACUGAUAGAACUAUAACAGCGAACAGACCAGAUAUCAUCGUUAAAGAUUCAGUGAAUUCCACCUGCAAACUUACUGAUAUGACUGUUCCAUCAGAUAGAAACAUCGCACUGAAGGAAACUGAAAAAAAAUGCAAGUACAAAGUCCUAGAACUAGAAAUACAGAGAAUGCGGCAUAUGAAAACAGUAGUGAUCCCUGUGGUUGUUGGUGCGCUUGGUACAGUGAAGAAGGGUAUGGUAGAAAACAUCAAGAAAGUAUCAGAAAGAGCUAAUAUGACAGAGAUUCAAAAGAUCUGCAUGCUGGGAUCUGCACGAAUCCUCAGAAAGGUGCUCAGUGUAUGA
Porites lobata is the source of this 2266-nucleotide messenger RNA. NCBI's taxonomy places the organism in Eukaryota, Metazoa, Cnidaria, Anthozoa, Scleractinia, Poritidae. The record is from the annotation of a GenBank genome assembly.